Messenger RNA from Fomitiporia mediterranea MF3/22, 984 nucleotides. RefSeq names its product HIRA-interacting protein 5. The transcript has 3 exons. The record is from RefSeq and is a predicted model, not a curated record. The coding region runs from base 22 to 918 and encodes 298 amino acids. Gene Ontology annotation, cellular component: mitochondrion. Gene Ontology annotation, biological process: iron-sulfur cluster assembly. Gene Ontology annotation, molecular function: iron-sulfur cluster binding; iron ion binding. Lineage: Eukaryota; Fungi; Basidiomycota; Agaricomycetes; Hymenochaetales; Hymenochaetaceae.
UCACGUUUGUCAUCGACCAUCAUGAGCUUCAGAGCUGCUUCGUCCUCUCUACGAACACUGAGAAAUGCGAGGCGCUCGCUAAAUAUUGCAUCAGUAGCAUGUCGAGCAGCUGCAAGUCGACAUGCGUCGACAUUGGUGAAUGGAUGGGGACCGUCUGUUAGUUCUGCGAGUUCGUCACGGUUGACUGUACCGACCGUACAGAGGCAUACACCUAAACUAACACGAUCUAUGUUCAUCCAAACCGAAUCAACUCCCAAUGACGACUCACUCAAGUUUAUUCCUGGAGUGGACGUUAUGACCGAUGGCUCCGCCGAGUUCCUCGAUACGCGCUCCGCACUCGCUUCUCCUCUCGCAUUACGCCUUAUGGGUGUCGACGGCGUCCGUGCAGUCUUCUACGGACCUGACUUCGUGACAGUCUCGAAAGAACCAGACGUCUCGUGGUCCGUCAUCAAACCGGAGGUAUACUCCCUCCUCAUGGAACAUUUCUCUUCUGGCCAGCCGCUAUUUAGGAGUGAUGAGGAUAGAGACGCUGCAGGGCCACAGGAUACGAGAAUAUUGGAUACGGACUCGGAUACGGUUGCAAUGAUUAAGGAAUUGUUGCAGACACGGGUACGGCCAGCGAUCAUGGAAGAUGGUGGAGAUAUUGAGUAUUGUGAAUUCUCGGAUGACGGGAUAGUGAAACUCAAAUUAAAGGGCAGUUGCCGAGGCUGCUCGUCAAGUACAGUCACGCUCAAGACGGGUAUUGAACGUAUGAUGAUGCACUACAUACCCGAGGUGAAGGGCGUUGAACAAGUAGUGGACGAAGAAGAGAAAAUCGCUCUGGAGGAGUUCCAAAAGUUGGAAAAGCGGUUGCAUCCAGAACAGGAUCAAGAACAAAAGAAGGGAGAUUCUCCGAUGGCACAAUACAUGUCCGUUUAGAGUACACCGAAUUGCGAUGUAUUUCUUGCUCCCCUUGCAUUGUAUUUUACCACAUUUAAUCAUGAC